This is a messenger RNA of Frankliniella occidentalis (western flower thrips), 2302 nucleotides long. RefSeq lists its product as uncharacterized. The coding region runs from base 318 to 1454 and encodes 378 amino acids. The record is from RefSeq and is a predicted model, not a curated record. Lineage: Eukaryota; Metazoa; Arthropoda; Insecta; Thysanoptera; Thripidae. The transcript has 6 exons.
CAGGGCGCGCUGCGUGCUGGAGAGCGGGUCGGCGCGGAGGCCAUGCGCCGCAGUGGUGCGUCGCCACACGCUAUUUUUCGCGGUUCCGAGAACGUGUUCUCGUUCUUUUCUCUCCCUCCCAUCGCUCGGCCCUCCGACGCCUCCGCGACCCACUCUUCCCCAUAUCAUGUCAGUCCGAGACGCGGAUCGGUCAGGAGGCCCGUCGCGUUCAUGUGCCUGGUCGCGAGCCCGCGGGACCGCUCGCAGGCAGUGACGGCCGCGGUGGCCUCUUAGAGCUGAGCAGCAAAGGGCCUCGCCGAGCCUCGCCCAGCGCCACUAUGACGUGGUCGUCUGUUCUGCCGCAGCCCAGCAUGGCCGGCCGAGGGAGCACGGCGCCCCGUCCAGACAUGGCGCACGUCCUGUUGGGAGUGGCGGUCGCCCUGUGCUCGCUGCUGCUCGUGGCCUGCGAGCCCAAGCCGGAGGCCGGCGGCGCGGCCGUCACCCGCCAGCGGCGCAGCGACGACUACGACAACAUGGACAACUUCCUCAUGGGCUCCAGCGACUACGACAACUUCUUCCUCAAAACGGCCAAGUCCGUGCCCAGGAUCGGACGGCGGAGCAGCGCCGGCGCCGCCGAAGAUCCGGAGCCCAUGCACGUGGACCGGCGCAGCACGGACGCCAACGAGCUGGUGCCGGCCUACGCCAACGGCUACGACCACUUCUUUCUCAAGGCGUCUAAGUCGGUGCCCCGCAUCGGCAAGCGGAACGACGAAUUCUUCAUGAAGACGGCCAAGUCCGUGCCUCGGAUCGGGCGCCGCUCCGGGGACGGUCCGGACAACUUUCUGCUCAAGGGCAGAGAUCAAAGCGACUUCCUCAAGACCUCCGGCGAGCCGCGCCUGCGCCGGUCCGGCCUCGUUGAGGCACUCCGAGGCCACCGGCUCGAGAGGAGGUCCCGCGCGCAGCAGGUGGAGGAGGCCGAGUGGCCCGCGCACGGCGCCCUGGGCGGCAACGACGCCGUCCUCGGCCGGCAGCACGCCACCCACCCCCACCGGAUCCAGCGGCGCAACUUCGACGAGCUGAUGGCCAAGGCGGCCAAGACGGUGCCCAGGAUGGGCAAGCGGAUGCACCCGGCGCUCGACGAGGUCGGGGACUGGGGCACGGAGCAGCAAUGGCCGUGGUUCCGCCAGCAGGACAACCAGCCGGGGCCGUAUAAGCGCGCCCCCAACCCAGCCGACCUCAUCGACCUGAGCCAGGUGCCGUGGGAGUCCCUCGACAUGUACUUGCGGCAGAUGGAGGCCCGGCGUGGACUCGGUGACGACGACAAGCACCUCCACGACGUGGUGCUGAUCGAGAGCGAGGCGGGCGACAAGGGCGACGAGGCGGUGGACAAGUGGGCCUAUAGCGUGGCGGACAAGAAGGACAACAAGGAGCUGGAGGAGGCGCGCUUCCAGCCGGACGUCAAGAAGAGAAAGUAAACGGGGCACGUCUUUGUUAUUAUUAUUUAUUGAGUUUAUUUAUUGAAUAGUUCGUAGGGUAUCGUAGAUAAACGGAGGGGGCGACACGGGAAGCGCGGAUAGCAGAGGGGCCUUGCAGUCGCCGUGGCUGGGGUCUGCACCCCAAACUGUGUCCGAGACGGGCUCUCGAGUAUUUUUCCGGUGCCUUUGGUUUCUUGGGUUAUCUGAUUCCCGGUUUGGGCAUACGACAAUAACUAGUAGACAAUACACCGCAGACAAUAAGCGCCAUCGCCGUCGAAUUAAUUGCAGGCGACAUUGCGCCCUCCCUGCAGUAUAUUUUUGUUACUAAGAGCCGUGGGUCUCAUUUCGUACUUGAGAUUGUAAAAUUAUUCGGAGGAAGACGCUUCAUGACACCAUCCGCGAGAUCCGAAACAAAGACUCUGCAACCCGCGCGUGGCGCCGCUGGAGCCUGGGCGCGCGAGCGGACUAUACCAGAGGCCGCGGGCAUGGCGGCGGCGCUACCCCGCGUGCCGAGCGCGGCGCGGUUCGGCCCGCCGCCGACAGAGCGCGGCACCGAACGGGAAGCGGGCGCGAAACUAUGACAAGUGUGUGUGGUGUGUAUGUGUGUCUUCCAAAUGUAGAAUCCCUUGAUAAUUAUGCAUGAUUUGCCACGAGCAUUUUUAAUUACCCGCGGGAAUUACCACUUCUGCCUUUACCUUUCACGAGGGAUACUUAGAAUGUGAGUUGGUGAAAUGAGAGACAAGCCGGACAAAAGGGUCCCGAGCAGACAUAUUUUCCUAGCCACAAGUGAAACCAACCCAACACUUUGAACUUGAAACGGGGUUGAACAAUAAAACUUUCAAAACUGA